Messenger RNA from Adineta steineri, 693 nucleotides. The record is from the annotation of a GenBank genome assembly. NCBI's taxonomy places the organism in Eukaryota, Metazoa, Rotifera, Eurotatoria, Adinetida, Adinetidae.
AUGAUGGUUCAUGUCAAAUACAAUCGCCAAACUAUUCGUUUACGAAUAGUUGUUGUUAAUGGCUAUGGUACAGUGUCAAUAGUUGUUGUAUCAAAACCAAGUGAUAAAAUACGAAUUUGCGCUGAUCUUAAUACUGGAGUUAACCAAGCUCUUGACAUUAACCAGUAUCCAUUACUAAAACCAAACGCUUUAUCUGUUGCUCUUAAUGGAAGAAAUCAAUUUAAAAAGGUUGAUUUCUCAGAAGCCUAUCUUCAAAUUGAAUUAGAUCAAGAUUGUAAGGAGCUGUUAAUUCUUAAUACACACAAAGAUCUUUUUCGACAUAACAGGUUACCAUUUGGGGUUGCAUCUGCACCAAACAUUUUUCAACAAAUCUGGGAUGAGAUGUUAGUCAGUCUUGAUGAUACAGUUUGCUACUUAGAUGAUAUUAUUGUCACUGUACAAAAUUAUCAGGAUCAUUUACAUAAUCUUAACAAAGUAUUUGCAAGAAUCCAAAAUUAUCUAUUGUGGUGUUCACGUACAAUUAUGUCAUCUUCUUUUCGGAAUCAAUUAUUUGAACAUCUUCAUUCUUUACAUUCUGGUAUGGGUAGAAUGCAAGCUGCAGCACGUCGAUAUUGUGGCUAUACUGAAAACUCGAAACAAUUAGUUAAAGCUCCACUUCAACAAUGGAUUGUUCCAUCACAUCCAUGGCAAUGA